Molecule: messenger RNA, 2585 nt
Organism: Lampris incognitus (smalleye Pacific opah)
Lineage: Eukaryota; Metazoa; Chordata; Actinopteri; Lampriformes; Lampridae
Gene: slc17a9b
Product: solute carrier family 17 member 9b
Exons: 13
Coding region: 220-1620 (466 amino acids)
Biological process (GO): transmembrane transport
Cellular component (GO): membrane
Molecular function (GO): transmembrane transporter activity
Source: RefSeq, a predicted model, not a curated record
CUGCACGUCGGCGUCGCUACUCCGAUUAUUUGUUUUUGUCCCCCCCCCUCCCUCGCAAACCAGCUAUGGAUAAAACUGGGUAUGUUGCUUUGGUUACGGUUUAAGUAGCUUUCGGUUUUGUCAGCGCUUGUUUGAUCGACCCCCGAGGACUGGAGAGGGGGGGUGGGAAAGUGAAGAAGAGACGCGGGGGUGAGACGAAGCUGCUAAACCUCACCUUGAAUGGCAAUUAUUCAAAAAUAUGGAAAAAACUCUUGCCCAGAUUUGGUCUGUCACAAAGAAAUCCAUCCGUCUGACAAGAUCGGGCUGUCUGGAUGCCAGAGGAAGUGGACUGAGCAAAAUGCCAACUGGUCGAGACCGCUGGCACGGAUAUGGACAGUGGUGUUGCUCCUUGGGACCUGCCUUUUGUACUGUGCCCGUGUGGCAAUGCCCAUCUGUUCGGUCAGCAUGGCAGAGCAGUUCAACUGGAGCAAGAGGGAAUCCGGCAUGGUGCUGGGCAGCUUCUUCUGGGGCUAUUGCUUCACCCAGGUCCCCGGGGGAUAUGUUAGCGACAGGGUGGGAGGCGAGAAGGUGCUCUUGCUCUCUGCAGCAGCCUGGGGGGCUAUGACGGCCUUCACUCCAAUUCUGGCCCAUUUCUGCUCCCAGCCCAUCCUAUCCAUGACACUGGCUCGCUUCCUCAUGGGCCUGCUGCAAGGAGUACAUUACCCAUCUCUGGCCAGUCUGUGCUCUCAGAAGGUCAUAGAGAGUGAGAGGGGUUUCCUCAUGAGCACUGUGGGUAGUGGCUCCUACUUGGGCACGCUGGUCAUUGGAGGGGCUGGCUCCCUCAUGUUGGACCUGUACGGCUGGGAGAGUGUUUUCUACAUCGCUGGUCUUCUCUCUGUCCUGUGGGCGUACUGCAUGUGGAAGUAUCUGCUCAAAGGGGAAGGUCCUAUCAUCACUCUGGAGUCCCUGGGAAGUGGUGGACCCCAGUCCAAACUGUCCAAGAGACACUGGCUCCGCCUCUUCAAACAACCUUCUGUCUGCGCUGUAAUCGUCACACAUCUUUGCACAGCGAGCACCUUCUUUACCCUUUUGUCAUGGCUGCCAACUUUCUUCAAGGACACGUUUCCUGAUGCCAAGGGUUGGGUGUUCAAUGUUAUUCCCUGGUUAGUGGCUAUUCCCUCCUCUCUCUUCAGUGGCUGCUUAUCUGACCGUCUCAUCAGUCAAGGUUUUGAUACAGCCUCCGUGAGGAAAUUAAUGCAGUUUUUUUCCAUGGGCGUGUCCAGUGUUUUUACCCUCCUGCUAUGUGGCACCACAACGUUCCCCUGGGCCGUAGCGUUCGUUUCUGCCACCAUGGGCCUCACCACCUUCAGCCACAGCGGUGUUUCUGUAAAUGUUCAAGACCUGGCUCCGUCCUGUGCUGGGGCUUUGUUUGGCGUAAUGAACACAUGCGGUGCAUUCUCAGGGGUCCUGAUGGUGUAUUUCUCGGGGUACUUGAUAGAGACCACAGGCUCUUGGGCGUCUGUGUUUGCCCUUAUCACAGUUGUCAACCUGCUGGGCCUCUGCACCUUCCUGGCCUUCGCCGAGGCCCGCAGGGUCGACAUUGACUCUUCCAAGGUCCGCUACCACAAUAUCCACGUCUAACACAUUAAAGACCAGGGAACAUAACUGGGGGACCAGUGGAGCCCAAGAGAGAGAGGACUAGCAGCAACCAGACGAUCCACAUCAGAACACUAGCCAUGGGAUGGGAACGAGACCGUACAUGAUAUGUUGGCCGUUUUGAUUUUCUCUGUCUGUUUGUGGGAGUACCACAAUAAUUGCCUGAACAAUGUUAUUGAGCUCUUGUGAAACCACAGCCUUGAGUCAGGACUGGGGGACAGGGGGAUUUAGGCAGGAAGGACAAGCAUAAUACAGCUGUAUGAAAUGAUGCAGUCCUAUACUGAAAUGAUGCACCGGCAAAGUAAGCCUGUAGUACUUCCACCCAGCGCACUUAGCCCAUGGAUUGUCUAACUGAUAUUGGACUGUUGUCUAGAUUCCUGUUUUUUUCCCUCUCUUUUUCCUCCCCAAUUGUACUUGACCAAUUACCCUAUUUUUCGAGCCGUCCUGGUCGCUGCUCCACCCCCUCUGCCGAGCCAGGGAGGGCUGCAGACUACCACAUGCCUCCUCCGAUACACGUGGAGUCGCCAGCUGCUUCUUUUCACCUGACAGUGAGGAGUUUCUCCAGGGGGACGUAGCACAUGGGAGGAUCACGCUAUCCCCCCCCCCCCGAACAGGUGCCCUGACCGACCAGAGGAGGCGCUAGUGCAGUGACCAGGACACAUACCCACAUCUGGGUUCCCACCCGCAGACACAGCCAAUUCUGUCUGUAGGGAUGUCCGACCAAGCCGGAAGUAACACGGGGAUUCGAGCUGGCGAGCCCCCUGCUGGUAGGCAACGGAAUAGACCGCCACGCCACCCAGAUGCCCCAGAUUCCUAUUUUCCUAUGUUGUCAUUUAUUCUCCAGCAGUUAGAAUGUGUUAAGUUUUAUGUUGCUAGAGCCAAUGCACCUAUGGGAAUUUUUACCCAGCUUCACAACAAGCGAACCCUGUUUUUAUGUGUGUGUGUGUGUG